GCAAAGAUGCCGUGGAGCAGCCAACGCUCUUUUCAGUCUGCUCUAUUCGUUGGCUGCGUGCGGUUUCAGUUCUCGUCGUACUUGGCAACAUUCGACGGAUUUUUGUGGCGCGAAAUAUUGUAUUUGCUUUUGAGAAGGCAGCUUCUUGAGAUUUGACAGCUGCAAGCAUGGAAACGGAGUCGCUCAAUCGCAAGAACUCCUCACGCAAGAGCUCCAUUGUGAAUGGCAAUGGAGAUGCAUCCGCCAAGCUGACAAAUGGCGACGAUGGUGCAGGGGAUGGAGGUGCUGGUGGCGGCGAGGUGACACUCAAAGCCAAAAUGAGCUUAUUGAAUGGCUGCACCGUCAUUGUGGGCUCAAUCAUUGGCUCCGGCAUCUUUGUCUCGCCCACGGGUGUGCUGAUGUACACGGGCAGCGUUAAUUUGGCGUUGAUUGUGUGGGUCAUAUCCGGACUCUUCUCAAUGGUGGGCGCCUACUGUUACGCCGAGCUGGGCACCAUGAUAACCAAAUCUGGAGCUGAUUAUGCGUACAUUAUGGAAACGUUUGGACCUUUCAUGGCGUUCAUACGACUGUGGAUCGAGUGCAUGAUUGUGCGUCCCUGCUCGCAGGCCAUUGUGGCUCUAACAUUUAGCACCUACGUUCUCAAGCCCUUCUUUCCGGAAUGCACACCACCCGAGGAUGCAUCUCGACUGCUCGCCGUUUGCUGCAUACUGGUGCUAACAUUAAUCAAUUGCUGGGACGUUAAAUGGGCCACCGCUGUGCAGGAUAUUUUUACAUAUGCAAAACUGUUCGCCCUGUUUAUUAUUAUUGCCACGGGCAUGUACCAGCUAUAUAUGGGCAAUGUGAAGUACUUUACGUUCGAUAAUAGCGACACGCGGGUUACAUCCUUGGCAUUGUCCUUCUACUCGGGCCUGUUCGCGUACAAUGGCUGGAAUUACUUGAACUUUAUCAUUGAGGAGCUGAAGGAUCCCGUCAAAAAUCUGCCGCGUGCCAUUGCCAUCAGCUGCACGCUUGUCACCGUUGUCUAUGUCAUGGCCAAUGUAUCCUUCUACUCAAUUCUCUCGCCGGAGGAGGUAUUAGGUUCCUCAGCUGUGGCUGUUACCUAUGCGGAGCGAGCCUUUGGCAUGCUGGCCUGGACCAUACCAGUAUUUGUGGCACUGUCCACAUUUGGGGCCGUCAAUGGCAUUUUGCUCACCUCCUCGCGCCUGUUCUACGCUGGCGCCAACGAGGGUCAGAUGCCAGAGAUUUUAACCAUGAUUCAAAUUCAACGAUUUACACCCACGCCCGCUGUGCUGGCCAUGGCUCUGUUGUCCAUGCUGUACCUCACGGUAUCCGACAUAUUUGCGCUUAUCAACUAUGUGGGCUUUGCGACUUGGUUGAGCAUUGGCGUUGCGGUUCUCUGCCUACCCUGGCUGCGCUGGGCUCAGCCCAAUUUGCCACGCCCCAUUCGCGUGCCCUUGGUAUUCCCCGUUGUAUAUCUGAUUGCCACCAUAUUCGUUACUGUUGUGCCCAUGUAUGCCAGUCCCGUGGAGACGGGCUAUGGCAUACUCAUGAUACUGUCCAGCAUUCCCGUCUAUUUGGUAUUCAUUGCCUGGAAGAAUAAGCCGAUUUGGUUCCAGAAAUCCAUGGGCGGACUUACACAAGUACUACAGAAACUGAUGAUGGUUGUGCGUCCCAAAGCGGCGUCAAAGUAGGCCUCACACACUUCCUACAAAAGCUGCUCAUGGUACUCGGCAAGCAAAAGAAACCAGCUCAGGUGUAGAGAUUAGUGGAUGGAUAAUAGCGGUUCAUCUGUUGCCAGAGACUACUCAGAAAUUAUUAAGCACGUGGAUAUAUCAUGUUAGCCAACAGCAAAUGAUAGCAUUUAAUAUUUAAAAUUGCAUAAACAAAUUUCAAAAAUGAAAGCAAGCUUUUGUGUAUACACUAAAUUCCAGAACUUGGCGCGAUUUGAACGACGACAAUUUGCAAACUUAAAGCGCGCCCAGCUCAGCAAUAAAACUACGAAUAGAUAUAUUUUUAUAUAUGUUUUAAGUUAAAACUAAGCCCAGUGCAGCAUGUUUCAUUUUUUCAGCUCACAAUUUUUAACUAACACAAAGCUUUGGACUCUAUUUUCAAAGACUGUGGAAAACAAAUGGAAAUUACAAGGGAAAGCAAAACAGAAGUUGUCCAAAGCUUAAUGUUACUUGAAAUUUACAGAUAAGAGUACAACAAAUCUCUAUAAACAAUAUAUUCACAGUCGGUUGAAGAGCUCAAAAACUACAAAACGGCAUAAACAACCCUCUGUAAAUAUAUAUAAAUGUAAUACUCUUGCAGAUACGUACAUAUAUCUUAUGUAGAAAACCGUUUUAAUAGCCAACAAAUAAUUUGCAUCAUAAAAAAAGCAAUAAGAGUUAUCAAUGUUUUCUUGGCAGCGCUUUUUAAAAAUGUUAAUUAAAAUAUAGUUUAGAAAUUAGUACGACAUACUCAGAAACAUAUAAAAGCAU
Molecule: messenger RNA, 2480 nt
Organism: Drosophila montana
Lineage: Eukaryota; Metazoa; Arthropoda; Insecta; Diptera; Drosophilidae
Product: Y+L amino acid transporter 2
Exons: 10
Coding region: 168-1691 (507 amino acids)
Biological process (GO): amino acid transmembrane transport
Cellular component (GO): membrane
Molecular function (GO): L-amino acid transmembrane transporter activity
Source: RefSeq, a predicted model, not a curated record